Molecule: messenger RNA, 1218 nt
Organism: Chrysochloris asiatica (Cape golden mole)
Lineage: Eukaryota; Metazoa; Chordata; Mammalia; Afrosoricida; Chrysochloridae
Gene: ZSCAN16
Product: zinc finger and SCAN domain containing 16
Exons: 3
Coding region: 38-1084 (348 amino acids)
Biological process (GO): regulation of transcription by RNA polymerase II
Molecular function (GO): DNA-binding transcription factor activity, RNA polymerase II-specific; RNA polymerase II cis-regulatory region sequence-specific DNA binding
Source: RefSeq, a predicted model, not a curated record
ACAUAGAGAGUUAAUCUCUUGAACAAUCAAGUCCAGGAUGGCCAUAGCCCUGGAAUGUGAGGAGCAAAAUGGACUUCUGAUAGGGAAAGUAGAGGACCGUUACUUGGGACAGGACUCCAUCUCAGGUAAUAGCAGUCCUCACAGGAGGGAACUCUUCAGACAGCGCUUCAGGAAACUCUGCUAUCAGGAUUCACCUGGUCCCCGUGAAGCUCUUACUCAGCUCUGGGAGCUUUGCCGCCAGUGGCUGAGACCUGAGUGUCACACCAAGGAGCAGAUUUUAGACCUGCUGGUGCUGGAGCAGUUCCUGAGAAUUCUCCCUAAGGACCUGCAAGCAUGGGUGCAGGCGCACCAUCCAGAGACUGGAGAGGAGGCGGUGACUGUGCUGGAGGAUCUGGAGAGAGAGCUUGAUGAACCUGAAAAGCAGGUUCCAGCCAAUUCAGAAAGACAGGACAUACUCUUGGACCAAUUGGCCCCCUUUGGAAGGUCACAUGAAUCACUGACUAUCCAGCUGCACCCCAAGAAGACCCAGCUGGAGCAGGAAUCUCGGGAGCCCCAGAGGAAUGGUGAUAAAACCAGGACUGAAAAUGAAGAGUUGACUCAGCAGGAGGAUAUGCCCAAAGACAUGGAGUCUCUUGGGGAGAUAAACAAAAGAUUUAACAAAGACGUUCCUCAGCAUCCUGAAUCCAAGGAUGCUACUGAAAGUGAGAGCAGAUUAAAGUGGCAACAGAGGGGAAGAAGACGAUAUAAAUGUGAUGAAUGUGGAAAAAGUUUCAGUCAUAGCUCAGACCUGAGUAAACACAGAAGAACUCACACUGGAGAAAAACCCUAUAAAUGUGAUGUGUGUGGAAAAGCCUUCAUUCAACGCUCACAUCUCAUUGGACAUCAUCGAGUACACACUGGAAUAAAACCCUAUAAAUGCAAAGAGUGUGGGAAAGACUUCAGUGGUCGCACAGGUCUUAUCCAACAUCAGAGAAUACACACAGGUGAAAAACCCUAUGAGUGUGAUGAGUGUGGAAGGCCUUUCCGUGUAAGUUCAGCCCUUAUUCGACAUCAGAGAAUUCACACCGCAAACAAACUCUAUUAAUAUACUGAAAGUAAAAAGAUUCCUUUAGAUACUCAGGACUAAUUAUUUAUCAGAAGACUACCUUAGAGACUUUGAGUAUUCGGAAUUUGGGCUACGUUUCUGUUAUUAUUAAAAACUUCUCUGGUACCAGAGAA